This is a messenger RNA of Psylliodes chrysocephalus, 1194 nucleotides long. Lineage: Eukaryota; Metazoa; Arthropoda; Insecta; Coleoptera; Chrysomelidae. The record is from the annotation of a GenBank genome assembly.
AUGUUUGGGGGGCGUAUCCAACAUACGCCCCCAGCAGAUUCCAUUUCAUUGGGGGUCUACAAAAACAAAGCCUUCUACGCCUUUGACGGCGACAUGGUAGUAGUUUGGGUAUGUGACUUGAUGGAUUAUGAUCUUUUAGAAAUCAACGAAACUGCUGAACUUGAAUUCAAACCUAAUUUCAAGUUGUCUGAUUUACCAUUAAAUGAAAAAUUUACUAUUUGUUCAUUAACAUCUGUACAAACCAAAUAUGGGGAGAGUAUUAUAGUUGAACUAGAACGCAAUGUGGUGUUUCUACCAAAACGUAUGGUCCCUCUCUUAAAAGGAAAGGAAGCUAAAUUCGAGAAUAAGGAAUAUUGCUUGGUAUACGAAGGCAGCAAAGAAGUUGGAAAGCUGAAUCCAGCACAACUGUUCAAAAUCGUUAAAAAGGAUGAGUCAUUAAUGAAACCCAAACCAUCAACAUCGAACCCCGCAGUUCCAAAGCUAGUAGGACCUUCAAGACCCAAUCCAUUGACAUCCAACCCAUCAACAUCCAGACCAUCGACAUCCAAGCCAUCAACAUUCAACCCCGUAGUUCCAAAAUUAGUUAUUGCCAAGAAAUGUAUUUCUAAAACUGAUUUAAAACAGGACAAAUACAGUGAUGUAUCAGAUACCGACUUUCAUAAUAAUUCAACGAUGGUGGAGUUAGACACCACCGUAUGUGAGGAAGAAGAAAUUGAGAAACAGCAAUCUACUGUGGCAUAUUUAGAUAAAUUGGAGCAAUUUAUCUCAGAAACAAAAGAUUUUGUCAAAAUAAAGCAAGAAAAAAGACUUCAAUUAUAUAAAAUGCUCAAAAAGUAUCAGUCUAAAGUCAACAAAAUUCAGAAAACACUGGAUAUUUUGGAUUCCAUUUUAAUGAAUCUAAUCGAAUUAAACAAAGUAUCUCUUGUAGAAAGGAAAGAGACGAUUAAAAUUUCUGAGUUGCCUCUAAAUAAGCCCAUCAAAAUCAGCAAGGAAAAAAUCGUUAAUACCAAGUAUGGAGACGCUGUUCUGUUGAAGUUAGUGGAUAAAGCAAUCUUCCUAUCCCAAAGAGUAACAGAGACAUAUAGACCGCACUUUGACGAAUUCGCUAAUCAACUGUACAGUAUUAUUUACAGAAGAGAAAUUGCCAUUGAAAAACCGAGUCCACUUGCUUCCUUUGAAAUUAUCAAGCAUUAG